Bombyx mori (domestic silkworm) is the source of this 847-nucleotide messenger RNA. RefSeq lists its product as uncharacterized. Gene Ontology annotation, cellular component: mitochondrion. Gene Ontology annotation, biological process: mitochondrial respiratory chain complex I assembly. The transcript has 4 exons. The record is from RefSeq and is a predicted model, not a curated record. NCBI's taxonomy places the organism in Eukaryota, Metazoa, Arthropoda, Insecta, Lepidoptera, Bombycidae. Bases 127 to 783 code for a protein of 218 amino acids.
AAAAAAGAAGUACACAAAUGUCAAAAAUAGGUACAGUACAAUUUUAGGUUACUUCUACCUAUGUUUUUAAAUAUGAAUCAAAUUUGUACUUAUUGAAAUCAAAUAGUGAUAUGAAAUUUCUCCAUCAUGGCAUUAAUGAAAGCCAAAACAAUCCCGAAAGAUGCAGUAACGUUGGACGAGUUAGAAGCCACCAAUUAUGCAUGGGAUAUUGUUAACAAUUGGAACAAUAAAUUAGAUAUAUGGGCACUUCGUUAUGGCCCCGUCAUACUUGGAGCCUGUAGUGCAAUAGGAGGUGUAAUAAUUAACAGACAGUAUAGAAUGAAACUAAAAAUAGGCCACUAUGGAUAUUUAUCAUCAGUUAUCCCCAUAUCUGUAAUGCCCGGAAUGCUAACAGUAAUUUAUCAUAGGCAAAUAAUAUCAACUGAUUUGUUACUUUUGAAAAAUGAAGGAUGUCCAAUAUGUUAUGAGAUGCGUGCUUCAGCCUUACAAAUAGGCUUAGGUGUAAUUUAUCCAAUGAUCUUAGGACCUACAUCUGCUAUGAUGUUUGCUAAUCGAUACUCAACAUACAGGGUCCCAGAUUUGUUUGAAGGUCCCAGAGUAAUUUUUAAAUUUCUAAGUAAAAUAACAAAACCUUUUAUGGGAACAAUUGCAACAAUAGCAGUUCUGCAAUUUGUCACUUCUAAUGUAAUAACUUACUUUGAAAUGAAGAAUAAUUUUACAAUUAGAAAGAAAAUUUCGGCAAUAGAAAAAAAAAUUAUGGCUGAGCAAGGUUUGGACUUUUAGUUUAAAGUUAUAUAAUUUUUUUUUGUUAUCUAUAGUUUUAUGUUAGAUUAAACGUUGAAGUUAG